Messenger RNA from Hipposideros armiger (great roundleaf bat), 3112 nucleotides. It is a transcript of the gene BHLHA15, whose product is annotated as basic helix-loop-helix family member a15. The coding region runs from base 127 to 690 and encodes 187 amino acids. Gene Ontology annotation, molecular function: E-box binding; DNA-binding transcription factor activity, RNA polymerase II-specific; protein dimerization activity. Gene Ontology annotation, cellular component: nucleus. Gene Ontology annotation, biological process: sensory organ development; axon development; positive regulation of transcription by RNA polymerase II. The transcript has 2 exons. The record is from RefSeq and is a predicted model, not a curated record. Lineage: Eukaryota; Metazoa; Chordata; Mammalia; Chiroptera; Hipposideridae.
CCGGGGCGGCUAAAGCGACGUGUCCUUGUCCCCCGUGGGCAGCACUGGCGCGUGCGGCCGCGGAUCCCCAGCUCCAAGGGCCUCCCCUCAGAGCCGCCACCCCCCUGGGACAACCAAUCUGGAGCCAUGAAGACCAAAAACCGGCCCUCUAGGCGCCGGGUGCCUCCGCAGAACACAGAGGCCACCCCAGGGGAGCCGACCUCGGACAGGCCCCAGCCAGGCUCCGGGCCCCAGCUGGCUAAGGGUCUGCGGAGCAGGACAGCGCGGGCGCAGGGCGCGCGGGUGGAAAGCGGGCGCAAGCGGUUGGGGCCGGCGGGGCCCAGUGGCCGACGCGAGAGCAGCAUCCAGCGGCGGCUGGAGAGCAACGAGCGAGAGCGGCAGCGAAUGCACACGUUGAACAACGCCUUCCAGGCGCUGCGCGAGGUCAUCCCGCACGUGCGCGCCGACAAGAAGCUCUCCAAGAUCGAGACCCUCACGCUGGCCAAGAACUACAUCAAGUCGCUGACAGCCACCAUCCUGACCAUGUCCAGCGGUCGCCUCCCGGGACUGGACGGCCCGGGCCCCAAGCUCUACCAGCACUAUCAGCAGCAGCAGUCAACCGGGGGCGCACUCGGUGUUACCGAGGCCCAGCCCGAGGGCCACCUGCAGAAGUACUCCACGCAGAUUCACAGCUUCCGAGAGGGCUCCUAGCGCCCAGGCCCUGGUCCCACCAAAAGCCCCCGACUGGUGGUGACACCCCACGUGGACCUGGCCCCAGCAGCUCCAUUUUCACAGAACACUCAGCUGCCUUUUUGGAGCAUGUCCUGGCCCCCAGGGGACAAGACCCGGUCAAGGCCAUGGCCUUGGGUGGCAUGAAGCCCAAACCUCCGUGUAGGUCCCAGCACCUGCGUUUAAACUGACCAGGCAGGAAUUGACAGGCUUUCUGACUGAAUUCUCUUCACUCCAAUCUCCCUCCUGAGGCAAGGGAGAUUCCAGGAAAAGAUUUACUUGGUAAGUUUCCCCACUUAGUGCUGAGGCCCAGGCCCAGGAAGGGACCUCCUCCAACCUGCAUGAGAGCCUCCUCCUUCGGGUAAACUGAGGCACAGCCCCUUGGGGAGUGUGGCUGAGCCCAGAUGGUUGAAGCGUCUAGUUCCGAAUCUCUCUGUCAGCUGGAAACCCUAGUCAGAUUACCUCAAAUUAAUUCUAAAGAGACUGUGGUGGGAAGAGGGGCUAGGAUCUGUUCCUCCCUCCUCCCGUGUGGCGGCUCCUGACCACAGAGGGUCUGAGCAGGGUCGGAGGGUCUGUGACCUGGUGCUGAGGCGGCUGGAGACAGGACUGGGCCUGUGGGGGGAGAGAAGCCGGUAGGUCCUGGGUCCCCUGCCUGCCCGUCCCUGGUCUCCGGGGGGAGGGGCCCACCAGGUUUGCUGCCCAUUGUUGUAUUUGUCGCUGACGGGGGUGGUCUGACAGGACUUUAAGGUGCUGUUGGGUCCCGGUUGCGGGGCCUGCAGGGCUCUCUGCAUGGGGGAGUCUGGGGUGGCCAGCGCUCCCCUCCCCCACCUGGUGCCUCUCCACAGAGGCAGGACUGGGCAGCCUCGCAGGUUCCUACAGCCUCGGGCCAAGCUUCCUUCUGUGGUGUUCCUGUCCCACUGGCUCUGACAGGCUUGGCGACUUUGCUCUUAACCGGCUGGCAUCUCCCCUCCCUUGUCCAUCUGCCCACAGCCAACAUGGGGAGGGCACAGAGCCCUUGGCAGCCUCAGGCAGGAACCGCAGUGACAGGGGUCAUGGUGAAGGUAGAGUUGGCUUGGCACGUGGGGCCUGGUCCCCUGUGCCCAGAGCUGUCCCAGAGGUCCUCCUGGGCACUGCGGACAAGGGCCUAGUUGGGCCGGGAGUGGGGCUGGUCCUGCCAGGGGCCUGCCCCUGAUGCUCUGCCUCCCUGUCCCAGCCCUGGUAGCCCCAGCCCCAGCCACUUAAUGCAUUUCUGGGCCGGGUGUCAGCUCUGGCCGUAGAAAGGGCAGUAGGUGGCACCCCGCGGAACAGUCAUUAGCCACUUCAGUCCUAGCAUGCCUGGUCAGAUGCUCGCCGGGCCCUCCAUAGGCCCCAGUGCAGGCCUUCUGAAAGGUGGCCCCGGGAGGCCUGGUCUGGUCCGGGCCCCAACCAUCCCAGCCAUCAUUCGCCAUGGGGCAUGUGGGGACUCCAGGUGCUCCCGGCCUGUCCCUCAGGCCUGGCCACUCUGGAAGGUCAGUGGUCAGGGCAACCCACCAGUGGGAGCCGAGGUGGAGGGCAACUCCAAGCUUGGGACAGGUGGGGUCCAUGCGACCCCUGCUGCAGGUGGCUGUCCGGCCAACGGAAACACAAGAGGGGGCCUGCAAACCCGGUGGCUCCAGCUUUGGCCAGAGCAGCGCCCAGUGCAUCCCUGAACUUGCCGAGGGAACCAACAGACUGAGCUGGAAGCACAGACUCUGUCCAGGAGACCAGGCCUGAUAACUGGGGGCGAUGCGAGGACCUGUGGGUUACCACCUUGCAGGACGACAGCUGUCGGACCUCUUUUUCUGUCUCAGACCCACACCUGUACCCCCUCUGCUUCCCAGAGGGUGACCCGGGCUCAGAUAGCCAGUCCUUCAUCCGAGGCUGGUGGGCAUCUGCUUGCCCCGUGGCCACAUCACGAAGGAUCCUUAAAGAUCUCAGUCCUGUGUCAGGGGGUUAAAUAUGGUGGAGGAGGGGAAGGGAGGGGAGGGGAGGGGAGAACAGGUCUCGUGACAGAGGCUGGUGAGGCCUGCUGCCAGGUCUGCUCCCUCGACCCUCAUCUUGGACCCCAAGCCCAUCUGGACUCUUCUGUCCUGUGAGGAGUCCUAAAGUCAGAGACCCACAAUGCAUCCUGAGCCCUGAGUGAGCCGCAAGGUGGCGGUCCAUAUCAGUCUCCAUCGGGCCAGCAGAGAAACCGGAACUGCGGCUUCUCUGUCUGGGAAAACCUCCGUGGGACUGAAACAGCCAGCGAGUGCCUCAGCUGUAAUUGUGGUGAAAAUGUUUUUUAAAUGACCCAAAUUUGAUUUUAUUUUUCCUAAUGAUCCCUUAAAAGUACUCAUGAAACCAAUGCUGUGUCACAAAAGGAAAAUAAAAGAUUUCACAAUUGCUA